Messenger RNA from Leptomonas pyrrhocoris, 2877 nucleotides. RefSeq lists its product as hypothetical. NCBI's taxonomy places the organism in Eukaryota, Euglenozoa, Kinetoplastea, Trypanosomatida, Trypanosomatidae. The record is from RefSeq and is a predicted model, not a curated record. Gene Ontology annotation, biological process: retrograde transport, endosome to Golgi. The coding region runs from base 217 to 2877 and encodes 886 amino acids. Gene Ontology annotation, cellular component: trans-Golgi network. The transcript has a single exon.
GGACUUCUGCAGCAGUUACAGUGGUACAAAGAAUACGUAUUUAUCUACUUUGCUGUCUGCUGUGUCGACGCACUCAACACGCUCAUCUGCUUUAGCUUCUCGCUAGCGCUUUCCCGCAACCGUGUCUGUUUUUUGAAUUCCCUUGUUGGAAGCCUAGGCUGGCUAUUAAAGAUCACAUAUAUACUGUUCUUUUUAUUGUUGUUGUAAGCAAACAAGAUGAGCAGCGACCAAGGCGACGCGCAGCUUGGCAAGGUCGCGGCCUCCUCAACACCGGCGGCGGAAGAGGACCACGGGAGGACCAGCCUUGCUGAAGCCGCACCGCAAGACGCGAGCACAAACGCACCCGACGCAACAAUGGAGUCGGUCGCCACCGCCCCCACUGCCACCUCGUCCGCUACGGCAGACGAAAACGUCCCACCAGACACCAGUGUGUCCACGUCAGCAUCACAGGCUCGGAUGCAGAGCGCGCUGGCAGCGCUGAUGCAGGUGCUCGACAGCGACGACGUCGCCACAGCGACCACCUCGCUUCGCUCCGUGCAAAAAAUGUGCAUGCGCGUCCCGCACCUCUCCGAUGUCCUGACUCGGCCGCAGCGCCUUCGGCUCUACACGCUUCUGCUACUGGAAGACGGCAACGAUGGCAAGACAGUGUUGCCCGAGUCGUGGACGGCGUACACGGAGAAGGCGCUCGAGACGCACAUCGCCGUAGCGCAGCAAGCCGCCGCACUCUUUUCGCCGUCGCUGCACAUCACGGUGGACGAACUGGCCGGCCUCUUCUACCACCUUGGUGCAGAGACGGCGUUCUACUUCAACCCAGAGAUGAUCGACGUGGUUUUGUGUGUGACCUACGUCGUCGCCGGUGGCCGGUCCACCGACAAGAACACGCUGCUUCGCAUCCUCUAUCAGCUCCUGUGUGUCCUGCAGAAGGAUUUUUUGGUGUCGACGGCCUCGCGACUGUACGAGCCGGCCACCACGGCGCUGCUUCGGCUGACGCUGCAGUUUUAUGAUCCGACGCUUGCCACGCACAUGGACCAGCAGCAGGUGGAGGUGGGCAGCUUCGUGCUGGAGUGGUCGCGUCGCCUGCUGGUCCUGCACGCUGACUACGAGACGGCGUUGAAGGUGCUGGACUGGGUACUUAUUCUGGGCGAUCCGGUUAUGAUCCCAUACGUGGCACAGGCGUACCUCAUUACACACCGGCAGCAUCUCUUGUCGCUGCAGACGAAGCAGGAGCUGACGGUGUGCUUGCGUGAAGUGCGGUUUGUACUGCCAGGGUCCAAGAGCGAGGCGGUGGAUCCGAAGCUGGUCGACGGCCGCGCGACCGCCCUCAUGCCGGUCUGGAGCGGCAAGUCCCUGCUCCAAAAUGCGGAUCUGCUCUACCGCGUCACCCCGCUGUCCACGCAGCGCAUGCUGGACUUCUGCCUCUACCCUGACGUGGGUACGCUGAACAAGACACCAGAGGAUCUGCAGCAGUACUACGCCAACACGCCGUGUCUCCCGCUGGAGCGCUCGGACUUGGCAUCCGCCUUUGCCAAGCGGGGCAGAAGCUCGACAGACGAGCGGGAGGCAGAGGCGGAGUUGCCGUCGCGCGAGUACAUCAUUGUGGACUGUCGCUCCGCUGCCAGCUUCAACUACGUACGCCUACCCACGGCGAUCCUCGUCGGUGAUGUCCUUAGCUACCAGCAAGAGGAGCUGGAGGAGGCGAUGCGUCGGUUAGAGUCGUGCCGUGGUCGUGCGCUGGCGCUCUUCGGUACUGGUCGGCCGAUCGUCGAGGAGGUGAAUCUGCUGAAGGUGCUUGCCCUAUUUCUGAUCAACAAGAAGGCGUUUCCAUUUGUCUGCAUCGUGCCGGGCGGCUUCAAGACAACGAUUCCGCUGCUGCGCAACCGCGUUAUCGAUGCCGUGUUGAGCCCCGCAGCGGCCGCCUCUCUCGACUCGACGGCCACAUCGACCGGCGUGAACUGGGGCCAGCAGGCCUCCAACACGGCGCACAACAUCAGUGCGAAGCUGAGCGAGAUUUCCGAGCUGCUGCCGCACGUCGAGACGGCCGAGGUGCGGCAAAAAGCGGAGGAGUUCGGGUCGAAGGCGAAGGAGAGCGUGGCGGCGGCCGGGACGUGGGGCUGGGGGAUGAUGCAGCGCCUGCGCGAGGGCCUCAGCGAAACCCGCGAGCACGCGUCCUCGGUCCUCUCCUCGGUGGCGACCAAGGUGAACUCGGCCCAGGCGGCCACCGCGGCUGGUGCUGGUGCUGAUGGUGUUGCCUCGUCUACGUUUGCGGGUGCCCAGACGCGAUCGUCCAUGACACAGGUGGCCGCAGCCGCCCACCCGUCUUCGCAACCGCCGCAGCAGCAGCAGCAAAUCUUCUCUCUCGGUGAGGUUGGCGAAGAGGAUGAUUUGGACCUCAUCACGUCUAUUCCGACACGCCCCAUGCGCGGUACAGUGGUGAAUACCCCGCAGCCCCUUUCCACAACGACGGCGACGACAGCACCAGCACCAUCGAUUCCCACCGCGACCGUCGUCACCGCGACGGUGGUGGAUGGGACGCCAGCAAAUGGGUCGAGCUCACCGCCGGUUGCAGACGUGGUCUCAACGCCGGACCGCGAGCCCCAAGCGCAAGCUGGAUCAACGGAUGCUGUGGCGUCGUCGAAGACUGAGCCCCCCGCCGCCGUCUCGCCAGUCACGGUGCCGCCGUCGACAGGGGCAGGCAAACCGGCCAGCGCUGGAGCAGUGCCGAGAGUGUCCGCCUCGCAGAUUGCCGCCAACAUCGAUGCCGAGUUCGAUGAACUUUUUGGUGAGUUGAACACGAGCCCGCUGCCCACGACACGCAGCUCUGCCUCACCAACAAAGCCGUCAGCCGCAAUCAACGAGGACGACCUUUUCGGCGCUUAA